Alternaria arborescens is the source of this 459-nucleotide messenger RNA. RefSeq lists its product as hypothetical. The record is from RefSeq and is a predicted model, not a curated record. Gene Ontology annotation, cellular component: cytosol; mitochondrion. Gene Ontology annotation, molecular function: deaminase activity. NCBI's taxonomy places the organism in Eukaryota, Fungi, Ascomycota, Dothideomycetes, Pleosporales, Pleosporaceae. The transcript has 3 exons. The coding region runs from base 1 to 459 and encodes 152 amino acids.
AUGGUAUCCUUCACGGCUCUCGUUACCACUUUUCUCGCAGUUGCUGGUGCUGCAAUCGCCACGCCAACGCCAAAGCUCGCUGAACAGCCGGUGGUAACCUAUCUUGGUACCCAAGGACCUAUUCUUUCAAGCGGUGCAUGGACAUCUAAGGGCAUAGUCUACACCUCGGGAACCGUCCCUUCGUUCAAUGGAACGAUUGUAUCAGGCGGUAUUGAAGCUCAAACGGCUCAAGUCAUCAAGAACAUUGCCGUUAUCCUCGAGGAAGCUGGCACAUCAUGGGACUAUGUCAUGAAGACUACUGUUUUUCUUGCCAACAUGUCAGACUACACAGCUAUGAACGAGGUCUAUGCUGCUAUGCUACCAAGUCCGAAGCCUGCACGUACCGCUGUUGAGGUUGGCAAGUUGCCGGGCAACUUUUUGAUCGAGGUUGAGGCUAUCGCUGCCAUUCCGGACUCAUGA